Molecule: messenger RNA, 1465 nt
Organism: Malus domestica (apple)
Lineage: Eukaryota; Viridiplantae; Streptophyta; Magnoliopsida; Rosales; Rosaceae
Source: RefSeq, a predicted model, not a curated record
CCUUUAAAACACCGAAAACCGACAAACGGAUAAGAAACAGUGAAGUGAAGCUGCUGGGGAUGGAAGAUUGAAAGCAGCGAUGGCUCUGCUAACUAAUAGCCUGCUAGUCCUACGCGCCCAACAACUCGGUCCGAGUCGAACUCACGCCCCUGCUACGAGUUAUCUAUACCAUUCGCAUCCCUGUGGAGCAACAUCCUCCGUUUCGCUUCGGUUGUGUCAUGGGAACCGAAAAGUCAAGACACAAGCCUCCAAUGCAGAUAACCAAGCAGUGAAAGUGGAAGAGAAAAAGGAGGAGGAAGAAGAAGAAUUUCAAGUACUGACGGCCAUGAAAAGCGAUUUCAACGACAUUGUAAUCGUCGACACUCCGAAAUCGAGAUUGCUGCUCCUCGAUUCUUCUCAUAAUGUGCAUAGCAUUGUUUACAAGGACCAGAAGUGGACUGCUUCCUACUGGGAUGAGUUUGCUAGCUUGCCUGCUAUUGUUCCGAAAGGUCCUAUUGCCAUCCUUGGCUUGGGUGGUGGAACAGCUGCUCAUCUGAUGCUCGACUUGUGGCCGUCAUUGCAGCUUGAAGGUUGGGAAAUUGAUCAAAUUUUGAUUGAUAAAGCAAGAGAAUAUCUUGGACUGUCUGAUCUUGAGAAGCGUACUCAAGCUGGUGGCGUACUUAAUGUUCAUAUUGGUGAUGCCCUUUCUCCUUCAGUUAAUAUUCCUGGAGGAUAUGCUGGCAUUGUCAUUGACUUGUUUUCUGAUGGAAAAGUUUUGCCACAGUUGCAAGAGAGAAUGCAAUUAUUUAAUCAAGGAAUAACAGGAGGAGCAAGGAAAUAAGGAGAGAGAAACACGUAUGGAUUUAGACUUAAAAGAGUCAUCUUGAAUGUGCAGAAGAAAUCGUCAAAUGUCAUUCAGAAUACUGCUUUGACUUGGCCAGAGAAAACAGCCCUUGUAAACAUGGAUGUGAGAAUGAAAAAGGAAGUCAUAAAGGAAGGACCCAUAGGGAAGUGAUGUUAAAUGUUGUUAAAUGCAGGAUCAAUAUUGGUUGAAAGCUCAGUUAUAAGCAAUCUAAGUUUUGAGAUCAAUUAAUUGUAAGUUGUACAAAAAUCAACAGGCUCACGCACUUAAGGACGUUUUGCAGAAGUCUGACUUUAGGGUUUAAUACAGAUAAUGAAGAUUGAAACCAACAAAAUGUCCAGUUAUUAUGUAUGCUCAAGUUACGUGUUAAGGUAGGAGCCUGGUAAGAAACAAUCUGGAUCUAAGAAUUUGUACAACCUAGUAAUUUCGCUAGGACUAGCUACUAUGUACUUUCAUACUUGCUAAUUGUAUUUUGGCUAUCGCACAGCUGUCCUUUCUUCCAAAAUAAGCUAUGAUGUAUCCAACUGCCUAUAUGUCUUGAUAAUUUUGUUGUCCUCCAUUUUGACCACAUCACACGUUACCUUGUGUUUUAACUUUUAAGUUAUGAUUGUUUUGUAUUUUAUA